UGAGACAAAACUGUUACUACAAGAGAAAGUAUUGCAUUUAACAGAACAUGAAGAAGAGAAUGAGAAACUGAAAGAAAUUAACAAGUUACUAGAAGAGCAGCUUGCUUUAUUCCAAUCUGAGAAAGAAAGGAAAGAAGUGGAGAAGACUGGAGCAGACAAAGAAGAGCAGCAAAAAGAAAUUGAUACAAUUAUGGCAGAAAAUGAAAAAUUGCAAGCAGACCUUGUUAACAAGAAACUAGAAACAGAUGAAAAUGAGGAGACAGUUCAAAUGACAAAAUUAAAAUUGACUCGAGUUCCAACACUGCAUGAUGACUGGAGAGAAUCACACACUCUACCAGUAGAAGUAUUGAUGACAUCUUUUGCUUCUCAUCAUAAAAGCAAUGACCAUUGGUACAGCCCAAGCUUCUACUCUCACCAAGAAGGAUACAAGUUGUGUCUAAGCGGAGUGAGAGCAAAUGGAGAGUCAGAAGGAAGUGGAACACAUCUCAGCAUUCAUAUCCAUUUGAUGAGAGGUGACCAUGAUGAAACAUUGAAAUGGCCAGUCAGGGGAAAAGUAAAACUAGAGCUAUUUAUAUGGGGACUUCAUAUGUGUUUUAAAACCCUACUGUUACCAGUAACUGCAGUAACUUGGUAACUGAACUAUUAGCUUAAAUGCUAAAGAUUGUAUUACUUAUUUUGUCAUUCUGGUUAUGCUAUAUCUCCAAGUGUUAGUGCAGAAUUCUA
This is a messenger RNA of Amphimedon queenslandica, 723 nucleotides long. Its product is annotated as TNF receptor-associated factor 6-like. Gene Ontology annotation, molecular function: protein binding. The record is from RefSeq and is a predicted model, not a curated record. Gene Ontology annotation, biological process: regulation of canonical NF-kappaB signal transduction. Lineage: Eukaryota; Metazoa; Porifera; Demospongiae; Haplosclerida; Niphatidae. The coding region runs from base 191 to 634 and encodes 147 amino acids. Gene Ontology annotation, cellular component: plasma membrane signaling receptor complex. The transcript has 5 exons.